Molecule: messenger RNA, 6888 nt
Organism: Aedes albopictus (Asian tiger mosquito)
Lineage: Eukaryota; Metazoa; Arthropoda; Insecta; Diptera; Culicidae
Exons: 2
Coding region: 3158-4075 (305 amino acids)
Source: RefSeq, a predicted model, not a curated record
ACAAUAUUUCUCCAUAAAACACGGUUCGUGGCCGCCGCUCUCCAUCCUCGGUUGCGCCCGAUGCUCGCCAAGUCACGCUCCACCUGGUCCGCCCAUCGUGCUCUCUGCGCUCCACGCCUUCUUGUGCCAACCGGAUCAGUUGCAAACACCAGCUUUGCAGGGUUGUUGUCCGGCAUUCUUGCAACAUGCCCUGCCCACCGUAUCCUUCCGGCUUUGGCCACCUUCUGGAUGCUGGGUUCGCCGUAAAGUGCAGCGAGCUCGUAGUUCAUUCUUCUCCGCCACACACCGUUCUCUUGCACACCGCCGAAGAUCGUCCUUAGCACGCGUCGCUCGAAAACUCCGAGUGCUUGCAGGUCCUCCUCGAGCAUGGUCCAUGUCUCGUGCCCGUAGAGGAUCACCGGUCUUAUUAGCGUUUUGUACAUGGUGCAUUUGGUGCGUGUGCAAAGACCUAAAUAUUCCCACGCCUUCCGAUAUUCAAAGUCAAUUCAACUGAAACAAAAAUGCAUUUUCACCCCACAUUCCCAACAGCUGCCCGGGGGAUUUUAGAUUCAAUUUUCAUCGUAGGGUCUACCUACCUCACGCGCGGCAUAUUGGAAGCAACAAAAAUCGCACCAUUCGUUAUUGACUUAGUUUUUAUAACCCAUCAUCGUCCGGUGGUGGCCGGGUGCGAUCGUGUUGCAACGCGUUAGGUCCGGUCGGUGUGAUGCAAUUUCAAUUACGCUUGGGACAACGAUGGGUAAUAAACCCGAAAGAAUGAUAUGGAACCGCGACAUCAUAUUGAUCGCGCUGGAACAAAGAUUGUUUAUUUUUGUUUCGAAAUCAAGGCGCCGAAUUGGCCGGCUAAGGUUCUGAACUCAGGUGAACCUUAGCUGGAAUGUUCUGAAAUUGAGACACCGUAUUGGCGGCAUACGGCGCCGGACUUGUUUUGCACUCGAUUUGUUUUGACUUCGAGUAAAAGAAUGUGGAGUACAAUUUCAACCAACAUCCGUGGCCGGGACCCGGCUAGGGUUCAUUGUGCACAAGCAAGGGUACAUUUGAAUAACAAGGCGGUUGCUUUGUUUUGAAGAAUUUGGUGCCAAAUUCCAAAGACGAUGAGGAUGAUGAUGGUGACGAUGAUGAUGAUGGGGAGAAUGAUAAUGACGUCGAUGGUGGGGUUCAAUUCUUUCACACACCCAAGCCUUGUAUACGCUCAAGUGAGGCGGGGCUAGAAGAUGUAGGCCUUUGUGUAAAGAUUCUCAGUAGGUUUUGUGCGAACACGCCCAAGUCGGGCGUGGUUAGGAGAUUUAAGUUUUUCGUUGGCAUUAAUAUUCUUGGUAGGGCUUGGGAUACGCCCAAGAUAGAAGAGUCGUGAUGUUUUCAAGAAGAGAAGGAUUUUAAUCACGAUGAGGACAAGUAGGAUAGGUAGAGGUCUAGGUUUUGGACUUAUUAGUAUUUUCAUUUGGUAGGGUUUUUGGAUACGCCCAAGUUGGUUCGGGCAUUGUUAGGAAUUAUCAUGACAUCUUCGGCAAGACGAGAAUGAUCGUAGGAAUUUUAGACACGCCCAAGCUGGUUCGGGUAUUGCUAGGAAAUUUUGGCUAUAAAUACGGAGGCUUUGGCUUCAGUCGGGGCCAGUUGUCGAGAGUUCGGUGACAACGUUAACGCAGGCAGCACAUCGGAUAAGUCUUGAGCUCCCAUGUGGGACACCUCUAGAUACUGUCCUAAGGCUGCAGGUAGGACUUAGUAGUGGUCAAGAAGAAGGUAGAAAUGUUUCUAGAUUGUUAAAUUUAGUAGUUCGGUGAAGAAAUACAGAAAGGUGAUAUAAGAAAAAGUGAAUCGUUGUAAUAUAAGUUAAGUGAUGGUUUGUGAUACUUCAAUAUAGUUUAUUAAAAAGAUAUAGUCGGACUGUUAUGAAAUGAAAGAUAUCACAUUCCGUGUUGUGUUUAAUGCAGCCCCUGGACGGUACAGGGCGCUUCAUAUGGUGACAGCGAAAAACUGUUCGACAAUUAGAACAGCGGGACGUCAAUUUUCUGACUGGAAGAAGAAAUCAGUGUCAAAAUCAGUGCAAACCAUAAACAUUGAACAGUUUUGAACAAUUGAGAAGAAAACAAUGUUACAGACUGGAUGGAAAAGAUGAAAUUCGUGGCAGCGCAAGUGAUAGUGGAAUACAACGUAGCACGGAAUUGGAAAUGGCAACGCAACAACCUGUGUAUGGAACCGAGAGUCUGGACCAAUGGACAUCAUUCAGCCUGCAUUAUUUGAUGGUAUCGUGAGUAUUAACCUUUUUAAUGAUUAAGUGUUUUGAGAUGGUUUAAAUUUUUGUGAGUUGGUUUGAAAUGAUGAAAAAUUUUUACGAUAUAAACAAAAACAUUUUAAUUGAAAUACUGUUGUGGGAAAAAAUAAAGAAGUUAUUCAAAAAAAUUAUAAAAAAAGGAAAUCAUAGUGAUUUUCAAUAAAUAAUGGAAAAAUAUAACAAUAAUAAUGAUUUCAAGAAGAACAAGUGAAUGAAAAAUACGAACAAAUAACACUAGUUAACAAAAUUAAAGGAAAGUCGCGGACUUCUGUUAACGAUUAAAAUUAUUGAUGCAUAAUUACGUGCUUAUUUUGAGACCGUGUUUAGAACAAGGAAACUAAGAAGUACAGUUUUUUUUUUCAAUUAUACAAGACAAUCGCAACCAAGUUUUUUUUUUGAAUUUACUAAAAUUUAAAUAUCUCAAGUUACAAUUCACAAAUUUUCAAUAUUUUUUUGCAAUAAUAGGAAGCUGAAUGUAAUAUGUUUUGAACAUCUGAUUUUUUUUUUCGUCAGAUUGGAUAUUGAUAAGUGUAAGGAACAAUCGUCUUAAAUUUUAGCAAAAUAUUCAAUAAAUCAAGAUUUGUAUUUUUCUUUCAAAAAAAAAAAAUCUUUAUCAGUUGUAGCAAUGUUGAUUCAAAAUCGCCAGCUUUGUACGGGAUAUCGGAAAUAUUUCCAGCUCUACUGUAUUUUUUUUCCCUUAUGCUUUCGAACUUAGGGCAUAAUUUUACACUAAACAUGAUUUUCAGAUGUAAACUAGCAUUACAAUGGAAUGGAAUCAAUCAAAAGUUGAAAAAAAAUAAUAAUUUUGUACUAUGCAGCAGACCGGCGAUAAUAAGGUCGUGUUAAUUUGAAUUAAAAAAAAAAAUCAGUAAAAAUAUCAACAUAAAAAUGGCCACGAAUACAAUGGAUGAAAUAGGCAACAAUAGUGGAGCGAACAACGCUAGAUUUGAAUUUCCAAUAAAUUUUGCUAUACAGUGUAUUCCAGAAUUUCAUGGUAGUGCAUGUGAAUUAGAUGCUUUCAUAUAUCAAAUAAAUUGUUUUUUGAAACCCAUAAAACGGAUAACUGAUGCUAGGGAAAGGAAAAAUGCAGAAACCGUACUCAUUCAAAUUGCACUGUCUAAACUUAAAGGCCCAGCAGCGUUAAAAUUUAAAAACAUUCUUGCAAAUACUUGGGAUAAAGUGAAAGAUAAUCUCCAAAAAGAAUUCGGAAUUAGUUUACAAUUGGAAGAACUGUUUAAUAAAAUAGAGACCCUUGAACAAGGCAAGUGUGAAAGUUUUAAAAACUACAAAGAUCGCGUUCUUCAACUUAAGAGGAAUAUUGAUGAAUUCGAAAAAGAUUAUAUUAAAGAUCCUACAAUUGAGUCAUACGCUCAAAGACAUUUAAGAAUACAUUUUCUAGCGGGAUUGGAAGAUAUAAAUUUGAAAAUUUUUGCAAAAACGAAAAAAGAAGACUCAUUGGAAGAUUUGGUAGAUUACCUACAAGAAGAAUGCAUCGAUGUGGAACAACAAGAACGCAUCGAGCAGAGAUUGAGGGAUUCCCACACUGCAGAAUUUUACAGGCAACAAAAUGAAAAACAGAAAUUCAGUAAUCCACAAUGUAUUGAUCACAACUUCCAUUACGAUAAAAGUAGAUUCAACCAGAGCGAAAUAGGUUAUGAAAAAGAUUUUAACAAUUAUAGAUAUCUAGGACAACAAGAAAUUUAUCGUGGUGAUUACCAGAUGCCUUAUUGGACCAACAGAAAUUUUGAUGAACGCAACAUGGGAAUUCAAAACAAUAACAUUUGCUAUGAUGAGCGAAAAAACUAAAUAACCGGAGGUUCGUUAAUUGCGUCCGAUCACUCCGUCAAUCAGAAAAUAAUUUAGAAAGGCGCUUAUAUGCUGCAAGUAAUAAGAAAAUGAUGCCCAUGAACAUAAAUAAGAGUUAUAACAUACCACAAAAACAAAUGGUUCAAUUUGAUAAAUGCAUUCCAGCACAAGAAAAAGUAUUUAUACAUUGGACGGGCAAUAAUCAAUUUAUGUUAAAUAUGCCCACUGUAGAAAGACCAUACACAAAAAUCAAUUACAUGAUAGACACAGGCUCACAACUAAACAUAUUAAGAUGGGAUGCAGCCCCUAGAAUCGGAGCAACAGACAUAGAUUAUUCUGAAUCUGAAAAGUUUUUGAUUUCGGGAUUCAAUGGAAGUCAAACAAGAACGCUCGGAUCUACUGAAGUUAGUUUAAUAAUUGGGAAGUCCAAGUAUAAGAUAAAAUUUUAUUUAGUUCACCACUUAAAUGUACAUGGUAUCAUAGGAGCAGAAUUUUUGAAACAGCAUACAUUAUAUAUUAGCCAGAACUUUGAUUACAUAGCCCUACGCAAACCAGAUAGUGUAGAAUAUAAUAUUAACAAUAUUACAACAACAAAGUACGUAAUGGUAUCAGAUAAAUCUUGUCAGACUGAUCUACAAGAUAAUAGUAAUUGUAUACAAUAUGAUAACAAUGACAAAAGCUGUCAAGUAAAUUUUGAUAUUGAUGAAGUCAUACAUGAUGAAAUAGUUACACAGCCAAUCGUACCGAAAAAAGAUUAUUCAUGCAAUAUGUGCCUUUAUGAGAAGUAUUAUGAGGACGAGGAAUGUAUAAAUCAACAUUUUGAUGAAGAAUAUUAUAAUAAUGGAUGUUACAAUAAGAAUGUAGAGGCCGGGAAUCAAUAUACGCCGGAGGAUUUAGAUUCAAACCAAGAUCUAAGUUUGACAGAUAAUUUGAAUUAUGAACAAAUACAAGGUAAAAAUCGUAUCGAAAAAUUGCUAGAUACAAUUGAUUUGAAGCAUUUGAAAAGCGCCAAUUACGACGCAGUGGAAAAUAUAAUGGCAAGGUAUAGUGAUGUAUUUUAUUUGAAAGGGGAUCACCUGACAGUAACAGAUGCAGCAGUACAUGAAAUUGAAACAUCGACUAAUGUUCCAAUAAAUAAAAGGCAGUAUAGGUUCCCUGAAUCAACGAAGAAACAAAUUAAUGAGGAAGUUGAAGAAAUGCGUCGUCAAGGGAUUAUUAGGCCCAGUAAAAGUCCUUGGAAUGCGCCUGUUUUAUGCAUACCAAAGAAAGAUCUAGACGAAGAAGGAAACAAAAAGCAUAGAAUUGUAGUAGAUUUUAGGGCAUUGAAUUUGAUAACUAAACCAUUUGUGUAUCCGAUUCCACAAAUAAAUGAAAUAUUGGAUAGCCUAGGUGAUAGCAAAUACUUUUCAACAAUCGAUCUAAAAUCGGGAUUUUAUCAAGUUCCUAUAGACCCAAGAGAUGCUGCAAAAACUGCAUUUUCUACACCCAAAGGUCAUUUUGAAUUCACGAGAAUGCCUAUGGGGCUUAGAAACAGUCCCUCGACUUUUCAAAGACUGAUGAACACAGUUUUAUUUGAAAUUGAAGAUGUUAAAGCAAUCGUUUAUUUGGAUGAUAUCAUUGUUUUUGGAAGAACAAUUCAAGAGCAUAACGAGAAUCUGAUUAAAGUUUUGAAAGCUCUUCGUAAACAUAAUUUAAAAAUAGAACCAACAAAAUGCCAAAUUUUGAAAACCGAAUUAAAUUUUUUAGGACAUACAGUUGAUAAAAAUGGUAUUCGUCCGCUUGAUGGUAAUAUUAAGGCUAUACGAGAAAUGCCAAUUCCAAAAACUGUAAAAGGAGUGCGAUCAUUCCUAGGAACAGUUAACUUUUAUGGUAAGUUUAUACCAGGAAUUGCAGAAAAACGAAAACCUCUGAAUGAUCUAUUGAAGAAAAAUGUAAAAUUUAACUGGACCUCAGAGUGUCAGAAAGCAUUUGAAGAAUUGAAAAACUUUUUAACGUCUGACUCUUUGCUAGUGAGACCAAAUUACAAGGACACAUUUGUUUUAACGAUAGAUGCCAGUGAAUACGCUAUUGGGGCAGUUUUAUCGAAUGAAAAAUCAAUUGACAGACCCAUAGCUUACGCUAGUAGGGGACUUAUUGGAGCAGAACGAAAAUAUCAUACAAUUGAGAAAGAAUUACUGGCCAUAGUAUGGGCAGUGAAUUAUUUCCGUCAUUAUAUUUACAAUCAGAGAUUUAUUGUUUACACAGAUCAUAGACCAUUGAUCUCAAUAUGGCAUCUAAAAGAAACUUCAUCAGUCCUCACACGUUUGCGUUUGAAAUUGCAAGGAUUGGAAUGCGAUAUUCGAUACAAACAAGGAAAGGAUAACGUUGUAGCGGAUUUUCUCUCUAGGUUAAAUCCAGACAAUGAAUCAGAAGAGCAAAGUCAUCCAGCCGAUGAAAUUAAAACCGCAAAGUCGAAAUUAAUUGCUGUGGUCACACGACAGCAAAAGAAAUUAGCAGAACAAGAAAACGUAUCCAACCCAAAGCACCGCGACCGCGAUCUUCCAAACAAACAGCUGAUGGAAAAAGACACCGUUCCGUGCCGCAGUAACGGGAGCGCGAUCGCUGACCGGGACCAUGAAAGCGAGGGAACCAAAACAAAAACGCAAAAGAUGACCUAUAUGAAUGAUAGCGUAAAUAAUAAUUGCACGGGUUCUGACCUACGAGCAUGCCUACGCGGCAUAAACAAGGUGUCAAAUUCACCUCCAGCAAGUACGAGUGCGAUAUCGGACGAGGCUGAAGUUGAAGAAUCCAUUAUGGCCGACGUUUUGGAUUUA